GAAAUGUGCCUCUCACAGAUGCAAGCAGGAGACUUGUCUGAAGGGGAGGAGGGGGAAUCUGCUCACCCUCUGCGGUCUAUGCCUGGAGUGGGCCCGGGGUGCGGUGAGGGUGAAAGAGUGACCCAGGACGGAAAGAAUAGGGCUGUAACUGUACCAGUGGUGGAGAGAGCAACCUGGACCAGACAGAUGGAUUUCAUCAUGUCAUGUGUAGGAUUCGCUGUUGGCUUGGGCAAUGUGUGGCGCUUCCCUUACCUUUGCUACAAGAACGGAGGAGGUGUGUUCCUUAUCCCCUACUUGUUGAUAGUUUUUUUUGGUGGCAUCCCAGUUUUUUUCCUGGAAAUCGCUCUGGGACAGUUCAUGAAGCAGGGAGGGGUCUCUGCCUGGAACAUUGCACCUCUUUUCAAAGGUCUUGGCUUGGCUUCAAUGGUGAUUGUGUUUUUCUGCAACACCUACUACAUUAUGAUUCUAGUGUGGGGUCUCUACUUUCUCUUGAACUCUUUCACCAACCCACUGCCAUGGGCCACCUGUGGACACCCUUGGAACACCCCUAACUGCUCAGUUGACUUCUAUCGCAUUUGCAACAACAGUGCUGACACUGUUAAAGACAUGAACCUCAACAACAGCUGUAUGGAGACUGAGGGCAAGCGCUCCCCAGUCCUGGAGUUCUGGGAACACAAAGUUCUCCAUCUGUCUGGUGGGAUUCAUCAGCCCGGUAACAUCAACUUGGAGGUGAUGCUGUGUCUCGUAGCCACCUGGGUCAUUGUUUAUUUCUGCAUAUGGAAAGGAGUGAAAUCUACAGGAAAGGUUGUAUACUUCACAGCUCUGUUCCCCUAUGUAGUUCUGGUUAUUCUCUUGGCCCAUGGUGUCACCUUACCUGGAGCUUUAGAAGGGAUUAUAUACUACCUGAAACCAAACUGGUCCAAACUGGGAGAAGCACAGGUGUGGAUUGAUGCUGGUACACAGAUUUUCUUCUCCUAUGCCAUCGGACUCGGUGCUCUGACUGCACUGGGCAGCUAUAACCGCUUCCAUUACAACUGUUACCAGGAUGCAUUUUUGCUGGCUGCCAUUAACAGUGGAACCAGCUUCUUUGCAGGCUUUGUCGUGUUCUCUGUGUUGGGCUUCAUGGCUGCAGAGCAAGGUGUGGACAUCCUUAAGGUAGCUGAGAGUGGUCCUGGCCUGGCCUUUAUAGCAUACCCCAAGGCUGUGACAUUGAUGCCUCUGGCACCAUUGUGGGCAGUACUCUUCUUCUUUAUGUUACUUUUAUUGGGCUUGGACAGUCAGUUUGUUGGGGUAGAGGGUUUAAUAACUGGAAUCAUGGACAUGCUUCCUCCUAAACUUGCUGAAGGCUACCUGCGGCGAGAGGCAGUAACAGGCAUCUGCUGUUUUAUCUGCUUCAUCAUUGACUUGUCCAUGGUCACAGAGGGAGGGAUGUAUGUCUUCCAGUUGUUUGACUACUAUUCUGCCAGUGGCAUCACUCUGCUGUGGCAGGCUUUCUGGGAGUGUGUGGUGAUUGCUUGGGUCUAUGGUGCAGAUCGUUUCAUGGAUGAUGUGUCUCGUAUGAUUGGCUAUCAGCCCCUACCCUACAUGAAGUGGUGCUGGUCCUAUAUCACACCCCUUGUCUGUGUGGGAGUCUUCCUAUUCCAUGUGGUUAACUACAAGCCCCUAACCUACAACAAUGUGUACACCUACCCCAUGUGGGGUGAAAUAUUUGGCUGGACAUUGGCUCUUUCCUCCAUGCUUUGUAUCCCACUUACUGUUGUCUACAAGUUACUGUGCAGCAAAGGAUCACUGCAGGAGCGGUGGAAGCACCUCAUCACACCACUAUGGGGCAGCCACCACCUGGACUAUCUUACCCCAGAGGAGGCCAAACUGCUGCCUCCUGCAGGUGCCAAGAAUGCUCAUCUCUCCGAAAGUGUCAUCUGAAAUUGAAAGUGUCAAAAUUGUCAUAAAACACAGCCAAUGUCCUCUUUUCAAUAUCAGUAAACGCCACACUAAUUCAACAAGUACUAGUGAAUGAUAUACUGUACACCUAGUUUGGUAAAAGCAAACUGCACAUUAAAAUGUUGAAGGUAUGGAAAAACAUGUAGGCAGAUACCUCCCACGGACCUAUGCUUGUCAACUAUGUUACACUGUAAUAUCGUCUCGCUCACUUCCAGUUUUGAAUGUUUAAAAUGCACAAAAAGACUGUACCAUUAUUUUGGACCGAUACUCACAAAAAUGACUUAAAGCUUUCCUUUCACAGAACUCCAGUUAAUGUGCACUCUUACUGUUUUUUGUGUUUUUUGGUCACUGUCAAUAUGAAAAAAUAUGGAGUAGGCAGAUUUGGGUCACAUGACGAUGAUCACGCCCUAUUAUACUGUAUGCCCUUGCUUGAUAGGGUAGUUGGGUAUGCAUUUUGAUUGGCUGUGGCCGGGGCAAUUAAAAGUGACGCAUGUGGAGUGAU
This is a messenger RNA of Dunckerocampus dactyliophorus (ringed pipefish), 2443 nucleotides long. RefSeq names its product sodium- and chloride-dependent creatine transporter 1-like. The transcript is spliced from 13 exons. The record is from RefSeq and is a predicted model, not a curated record. Bases 4 to 1923 code for a protein of 639 amino acids. Lineage: Eukaryota; Metazoa; Chordata; Actinopteri; Syngnathiformes; Syngnathidae. Gene Ontology annotation, biological process: sodium ion transmembrane transport. Gene Ontology annotation, cellular component: membrane.